Messenger RNA from Penicillium verhagenii, 1833 nucleotides. Its product is annotated as Lectin C-type domain protein. The transcript is spliced from 2 exons. The coding region runs from base 1 to 1833 and encodes 610 amino acids. The record is from RefSeq and is a predicted model, not a curated record. NCBI's taxonomy places the organism in Eukaryota, Fungi, Ascomycota, Eurotiomycetes, Eurotiales, Aspergillaceae.
AUGUCUGUCACAUAUAGUCCCGAUGACACUCUUAAUGAUGCCACCUGGGUUGCUGUCUUGCUGAGUGAACGUGAUGUCGCCGGCCAAAUCCCCAUCAAUUUCGUCACGAAUCCAGCUGUCUCACUAACCGCUGCUUGUUUUGGAGAUGGUCUUUACGAUAAAACUGCAGCUGCGAAAUGCAUAUCCAAUCUCCUGUCGGUCGGGUACCGACGGCUAAUACUUGACAUAUAUUGGUCGGUCGAAUACAGGACAUGGACGUUUUGCCCCGUCAACAUCCCCACCAAAGCCGAUGUUACAGUUUCUGCCUACACCUCGACAGUGAGCAGCUCCUCGACGACAUCGACGGUCACCUCCACGGCCACAACCACAACGACCGGUGCAGCGGACGCGGCAAUAACGGCAUAUGCAGAUUCGCAAAGCGACACGGUCUACGAGAUCGGGCCAUACAGAUGUACCAAUGAACUUGAUCUAUAUACAAUAUCCCAAAUCUUGGUUGGUUAUUUUCAGAGCACGACAUCAAGAGAAGAUACGUACACAACUUGGUUGACUCUGAAUCUUCAUGUCGCAAGAAGCGAUUCGGCACCCACAGAGCCUGCAUCUGCAGUGGUGGGGGAUGAUUUACCCAAGUCAAAUACGGAGCGAGCUGGCUCAUAUCUCGCAACUGAACUGGGGGAUUACAUAUAUACCCCAGUCCAACUGGCCAAGGAUCGAAGCAACCUGAACGAGUCUUGGUAUGAGGUUGAUGAGAGCUACAUGCCUAUCGUAGAGUACUACACCAUCCACACCGAUGCAUCGGGUCAACAGAGCACUCCCGACGGAUGGCCAUCCGCCAAAUACAUCCAACUUGCAAAAUCGGACCGUGUUUUGGUUGAGUAUGGGUCGGUAGAUUCCCAGCUGGCCAAUUAUGACUUGUCGCAAGAUGAAAAUGAUAUUUUUGCCCCUCAUUACAUGUCAGCUGGUGUGAAGAUCUCGGUUGCCGAUAACGGCACGGUAACAUCGGGUUGUUUGUAUGAACCGGGAGCUACCGAGGUAUCCCAGGCAAACUCGUCCUGGGCAAUUAGUCAAAUCCCCGUUGCGGAUGGACUAGCUGUGAAGAACACCAUGGAGUCUGUCGCUGAUGAUCUCGCUGGGGUCACAGCCUGCGGCAUGUCUCCAAUGCUAAACACAACUUUCUUUGGUCAAAGUGCCGAUACUAACAUUGAACAUUACCGAAAUGUAUCACUCUCAUCGGGAUGGGCCUGGGCAAUCGGUGAGCCCCAAGGUGCAGGUACCGGUGGUGGAACAGAUGGCGAGCCUGCAUUUGAUCGCUGUUCAAUCAUGGAUCUGUCACUCGAAGGCCGCUGGCGGGCUACCAACUGCACUGAAGAACGACGUGGUGCCUGCCGAAUAGGUAAUUCUCCGUUCUCGUGGACUGUAACCAAUGCAACGGCGGAAUACUCAGAAGUCUCAAAUUUCUGUCCACCAGGGUCCAGUCUCGCGGUCCCCCGAACUGGCCUCGAAAACACAUAUCUCUUUAAGCAACUCCUUUCUGAGUCUUCUACGGUUCUGGACUCGACGUCCUCGGACCCUGUCCUCCACGAAAUCUUUUUGGAUUUCAAUUCUAUUGAUAUCACUUCUUGCUGGGUCACUGGUGGGGCGCAGGCCACUUGUCCCUAUGCCAAUAAUCCACAGGAGCUGGAGCGCAAGACAGUGCUCGUGGCAGCUGUUGCUGGGGUUGUGAUCUGUGUCAUUUUUGCUUUGACUGUAUUUGUCAAGUGUAACACCAAUCGUCGGAAUUCUCGUCGUCGAAAGCGUGUCAUUGGGGGCUGGGAGUAUGAGGGCGUUCCAUCAUAA